This is a messenger RNA of Mycena indigotica, 1416 nucleotides long. RefSeq lists its product as uncharacterized. The record is from RefSeq and is a predicted model, not a curated record. NCBI's taxonomy places the organism in Eukaryota, Fungi, Basidiomycota, Agaricomycetes, Agaricales, Mycenaceae. The transcript has a single exon. Bases 1 to 1416 code for a protein of 471 amino acids.
AUGACGCCUAGCGUUACUUCAUAUCCCGCACCCGCUUUGACAAUGAUCGACAUCCUUGGAGUCAUUUUCGAAGCCUGUCUUACCUUGGAUAUUUCCGUGGAAUGGCAGAACGACGUUCGGCAAAAAAUGGCUCUUGGAGCGGUGUGCAGGUGUUGGAAACUCGCCUUGGAGUCUAUUCCCGCCUUGUGGUCGUGCAUAAUUCUAGUCCCGCGAAUGCCUCAGUACUACAUCGACAAAGUUUUUCGUCUUGCCAAGGCAACUCCGAAACGUUUGCGCAUCGAUAUCUACUCGGAAUUGGCCCCCACAUUCUUAUCUUCGAUUGCCGCUCCCUUGGUCGCUACAGCGGAGACCGUCACUCACCUCUGCGUGGAGUAUUAUUCUCACUCCGUUUGGGAUACAUUCGUCGACCAUUUAUCACAAGCAGCUGCCAACCCUCCGUCAAACUUCGCCUUACUCAGAUCUUUCUACGCGACACCGCAUUGCCGAUUAUGGCCUCCGAUUGGUCCCAGUGGCCCACAGCCAUUUCGAGCGCAUGCUGCCGAUCUCCGGCAUCUCCAUCUCGACGGCCUACCCCCGUCCUCGUUCGUAGUUGGCUCCAACCUGAUUUCAUUGGCUAUCACAAAUUUGGACCUGACCGCAGACGAUCCGCCUAGCACCUUUGCUACAAACCUACUGGACUCUCUUCAUCACACACCCCGCCUCGAAACUCUCCUCCUCGAUGUCAAUGAGCCAUUCUUUGCCCAGUCUAUUUCGCACCACCGAGUUGUUCUUCCCCGCCUGAGCACCUUAUCAUUUCGCUGCACUCUGCCAUUUCCACAUCUUUGCGGCAUGAUGCUCUCCUUAGUUCACCUUCCGACAUUACACACCCUUUCAUUGGGCUUGACCGCAGUGGAAAAUUCGAACAACUUCAUUUCAGCCAAUGAAACUCACCUUUCCACCAUCACUGUUCUGCGUUUGAUUGGGGAUGUUUCUGCUUACAUCGAUGUCGCCAGUGGUCAAGCAAAACUUUUGUCGUCGUUGACGGCCAGCAGCAGGCUUCGGGAUCUCGAUUUUCUCGAUGCUCAGGGGCUGUUUGCGUUUGAAGCUGAACGAAAUGCCCUUGUUCAAACCCAGUUUCUCGAGAUCCUUGCGCAUGCGCUUACUCUACCGGCUGUUCGUCUCUUGAUCAUAACACCGUUACUUUUGCCCCCGUAUCCAUUAUCCCAUCAAAAUUUGAUCCAAUCUUUAUUGGAGCCCGUUUCAAUGCAGGGUGGGGUAAAAUAUAUCUUCGAAGAACACGCAUUGUGCCCUGCUUCGGGUGGUGAGCAUUCAAAUUGUGGUCGCCUGUGGUCCUGGGACUACGAAGGACUUCGACAGGCAACCAGAGCGAGUCAUUCCAAGUACGCACACCACAUAACUUCCUUUUCCUUUGUCUAG